AUGUAUAGUAAACCGUCUGCUUUGCCCGAGGCUUUGUUCAAUUUUGGUGCAUUGCGCUUUCCACUUUUGGUGACCUAUGUCCUCAGACAAGCUUCACCAUUUCCUCGAAGAGACUCUGCCCAAAGCCCCAUCCGGCCUGACACACCCCUCUCACAGUCAAGACCUCGUAGAAGCCCUCAACCUCAUCUAUCAGCAAACAUCGAGAAGGAAGCAAUACCAAUCGACAGUCAACCAAUUUGCUAUCGACAUGGCCGCAAGCUUAAGCUUAGAAAGGGCGUACCAGCCGGCAUGGACAGGGCUUUUAGUGGUGCGUACAUUCCUACUGGCCAUCGCAUCAGACAACAAGUCGACCCUCUGAGCCCGUGGGCUAUUGGCACACGUCUUGCUAAGACCAGUGGAACAACAGUCUCUCCCAAUAUCUGUCCUGACUGCCUCGCCGAACAACGAAUCAUGGAGCGCGAAACCGACAUGUAUGAACAGACUUCCCGCACCCGGAAGGGUCAACCUCUCAGAUCCGCAAGCAGCUCGAUAUUCACUGAAAGAGGAACGCCCCCUGAGCCUGACCAGCCAUCCAACGUUCUUGUGGGAACAAGCGUCGACAACCAAAUUGUCAAGGUACCUGGAGCCACUGUGUCUGAGCUGCCUCCAGAUAAGUUUGGUGGUAUCGUGGCGACCGAUCUUGGUGACAUGAUUGAUGCCAUCAUCGUUGAACACAGCGGCAGUCUAGACAAAGUCAUCUCCAACAUACGUAAUGGUAUGCCAGAUAGUGAUUGGACUCAAAAGCUCUCGCGCGACCUUACUAAGGUUUCGGAAGAGGUAGCAUCUCUUCCAAAGGAUAACAUCAGACAAGCUCCAGCUUUCUCCCGGAACAUCAACGGCCGACGCUCAAUCAUACUGGAUGCUUCACCUGAUUGUCUCCGAAGACGAGCGAAGACCAUGCCUGACCUGCUCGACUUGGUUGAUGCUGCAACACAGGAAUUUGGCAUGAUGAGCUCAAACAGUCGAGAGCAGAAAUUCAACCUUGAUCGCCCGCUCAUGCCAGGCGAGUUUCCCAACAGCCCGUCCACUCUUCCAUCUGCCAACGUCGAACCAGCUGUGCCAUCUUCCUCUUCUUCGCAAUCGAUUGAGUCCGUGCUGCCAUUUGCAUCGCCUCAAGCAUCUGGACCAACAAUCACAUCUGAGCAAGUGGUGGCGAACAAUCAGGUCUCUCAGGCAUCACCUAUCAUGACUUUAGCAAUGUCGGCGAAUUCUCAAGCGUCUGAGGCGGAUGAAGAUGAGGCGACCCUUGUGGAGGCUGAGGUGCCAUUACCCAGCACGAAUCCAUCUUUGGGGGCCAUUGGAGAUGGGGCUAGACCUGGUGUAGCAUCUACUACUCAGCAGCGGAGUCGAAUUCCGAAAGCUACCACAAUACCCUCGAUCAGGCCUUUGGAUAUAUCGUCCGACGCAUCUCGCAUUGAUCAGGUCAGACCAAAGCCUAGUGUGGUGGCCAAGCAGCAUCAACAGCAGCGGACAUUUCAGCAAAGAUGGCUGAGGGAUGCGGCUGUUGCUGAAAGGGCUGAGAGGCGGAGCCGAAGUAGGAGCAGAGGUGCAACUCGUGUAUGA
Aureobasidium melanogenum CBS 110374 is the source of this 1602-nucleotide messenger RNA. RefSeq lists its product as uncharacterized. The record is from RefSeq and is a predicted model, not a curated record. Bases 1 to 1602 code for a protein of 533 amino acids. NCBI's taxonomy places the organism in Eukaryota, Fungi, Ascomycota, Dothideomycetes, Dothideales, Saccotheciaceae. The transcript has 3 exons.